ACCUGGAGCCAGACCCGCUCUGUGGCGGCGGCAGUACCACCCUCUCCGCCUUGCCUUUGCGCAACUCUCGGCCCUUCUCUCGUCCGUUGGCUUUGCAUUGUUCUCCCCACAACCACAAUCAUGCUCCCCACCAGAGGCAUUGCCUUGAGAGGCCAGAAGGGCUCCCGGCCACAAGCCCUGGCUUGUCAGCUCUGCCAACGACCCGCAUCGCCCGCCCCUAUCCCUCAAUCAGUGGCUGCGCGGUCCUACGCAAGCAGCCCAUUGACUCGGAAUGCGCGCGGCCAAUUGCGACCACAGAAGGGCCUGAGAAGCCCCUGGACUGCGAUCACAUACAAUCCUACCCCUAGACGGUUCGAAUCAACCAAGUCCAACCAUCUCACAUCGGUGGACUUUGACGAGGCGGUGGCCCAGAUUGCCCACGAAUGUGCGGAGCUUCGGAAAACGGAUUCUGUGCCUCCCACCGACAAAGUUGUGAAGCUGCUGGAACGAUGCCAGAAAAUUGCAGAAGCUAUAGUCCUGCCGGAGCAGGACACCGGCAAGGUGAAAUCAUCGUCAAAACAGCAGCCCGAUGAGAUCUCAUCCCUCCUGGAUUUAGAGGAGGGGAAGACUACACGGAAACAACAGCAAUCCACCUCUCUGCCCCGAAAGACCCCCGAACAGAUCAUCGACCGCCUCUGCAAAGCCGUUCACGAACUCCUGACGGACGAAAAGGUCUUCAUCUCCCCCGAAGCGUUGACCUGCUACACCAAGAUCCAUGCCUUGCUCAAGCGCCCCGACCACUUCCCGGAGAUCUUCCACCUGUAUGCGAAUAAGCCGGUUCCGGAGGAGAACAGCUCUCCUGUCAAAUACCACAAGGCGAACCCCCGGAGCAUUAACAGCGCCGUGCCGGUGGAACUUGCGGAUAUGGCUCUCGAGGUUGCGAUCGAUCAGCGGAACCUGUCACUGGUGUUGGCCAUCAUCGAUACCACCUUCUGCACUCCGGCAUUCCGUCGCGCGAAGCUCUUCAAAAAGGCUGCUGUCCCGCUGGGUGGAUUGGCGGCGGCCCCUGCGGCCUGCUACACUAUUGCGUCCUGGGCCGCGACGCUGCAGAACACGAUGGACCCCAGCACCGCGACGGGUAUCGCUUUCGCCGCGACUCUGGCAUACGUCGGAGGCAUCUCAUCGGUUGGAAUUCUCGCUAUCACGACGGCCAAUGACCAGAUGGAGCGUGUGGUCUGGCAGCCGGGUGUGCCGCUUCGGCACCGUUGGCUGCGUGAGGAGGAGCGGGCGGCAUUUGACAAGGUUUCGCUGGCGUGGGGAUUCAAGGAUAUCUACAUGCGAGGCGAAGAGGAAGGCGAGGAGUGGGAUACUCUGCGGGAAUUUAUCGGUAUGAGGGGGAUGAUUCUAGACAAGACGGAUUUGAUGGAGGGGAUGCAAUAGCAUGCAUGCCUUUCAUGUAUUUACUGUACCAUGGACACAUCACAACGACCAUCUACAACACACUACACUGCACACUACACACUACAACCACCCUACAACAACUCU
Molecule: messenger RNA, 1524 nt
Organism: Aspergillus ibericus CBS 121593
Lineage: Eukaryota; Fungi; Ascomycota; Eurotiomycetes; Eurotiales; Aspergillaceae
Exons: 1
Coding region: 121-1419 (432 amino acids)
Source: RefSeq, a predicted model, not a curated record